Molecule: messenger RNA, 1267 nt
Organism: Papilio machaon (common yellow swallowtail)
Lineage: Eukaryota; Metazoa; Arthropoda; Insecta; Lepidoptera; Papilionidae
Product: zinc finger protein Gfi-1
Exons: 4
Coding region: 155-1267 (370 amino acids)
Biological process (GO): regulation of transcription by RNA polymerase II
Molecular function (GO): DNA-binding transcription factor activity; RNA polymerase II cis-regulatory region sequence-specific DNA binding
Source: RefSeq, a predicted model, not a curated record
CCGCGACGGUCGCACGCAAUGCGCCCUCGACGAAACGUAUCCGAACGUUCCAACUAACAUUUUUAUUUUAUCGUAUAUGCUAAAGCAAAUAUCCAAACAUUCCAAAAAAGUGACAGAUGAUUUUUUAAUUUUUUUUUGAACGUAAACAUUGACAAUGGAAGUUAGUGCGAUGCCGCCGAUGCCACUGGACUUCUCUAUGGUACGGAAUGACAGCGGCUCACCGGGAGGAGGCUUGAGGGAAGAAUCUCCGAGGCCGGUGUCAAACAGCGCUUUUAGAGUUGUUACGCCGAAAGGUGUUUCGGCCAGCGAAGCACUGAGAAACGGAAUCUGCCAGUCGCUGUGGGGCUCCAGCGUCCAGCGCCCGGAGCCCCGACUGGCCUCGCCUCCUCCGCCGCAGACCCACGAUUCUUAUAAUGUCAGAGAAGAAAUCAAAUUCGGCAUCAACAGACUUGUUGGAGAAAGAUAUGAUGAAGAAGAAGAUGAAACACAUAAUACAGAAACAAUCAGACCUGAGAAUGUUUCCCCAAACUCCAGAUGCGGUAGUCCUUGUUGGGCGCCGUCACCUCAAUCUCCUCGUUCGAUUCGUUCUAGUUCCCCUGAACUAGAAGUCGAUUCUCCUCCAUCUUCACCAAGAAGACCACCGGAUUCAUCACCUCCUUUAAAAAGAUCAGAGGCGUUUUCUGUCAGCGCUCUUCUAAGACCGGAUGCGCCGAGAGUACAGCCACAGAGACCGUUCCUGUAUCCGCCGCUUCCUUUCGCGGAGUUCCUCAGAGAUGCGAGUAGUCUUGGUCUUCCUGGUUGGGGGGGUUAUAGUAACUUGUACCUUCACGCCGUGCAAGCGGCCGGACCUGAGUUACUUCGACUACGAGCUGCAGUAUUAGGCGCCCCUAGUCCAUUAACCAGACCAUUGCCUAUUGGAGAUGUCUACUCGUGUGUGAAAUGCGAAAAGAUGUUUAGUACCCCUCACGGAUUAGAAGUACAUGCUCGAAGGUCUCAUAAUGGGAAAAGACCAUUUGCCUGCGAACUGUGCAGCAAAACUUUCGGACAUGAAAUCAGCCUCAGCCAGCACAGGGCUGUGCAUAGCGUGGAGAAGGUGUUCGAGUGCAAACAGUGCGGGAAAACAUUCAAACGGUCGAGCACGCUUUCCACACAUCUGCUGAUCCACUCGGACACGCGGCCCUAUCCCUGCCAGUACUGCGGGAAGCGCUUCCACCAGAAGUCAGACAUGAAGAAACACACGUACAUCCAUACAGGUAAAUUAUACUAA